AAAAGUAAAAAACGAUUUUUACAUGCAAAUUUUUACCUUUUUUGACGUUGGAAUUAAAUCGUUUGCAUGAAAUAAAUUAUUACCAUUUCCCGAAAGUCAUAAUUCUCAUAGUGUGCCUUUUGAACAACGUAAUAAACCACUCUAAUUUUCUCACCCCUAAGCGGCGUGUUUAUAAAUGUGAAACACGCGAACAGGUAAAAACCUCGGCCAUCAGCAGCAAUGCAUCAAGAAAAAAGAAAAAUGCGUGCGUCUUGGAUUAUAUUAUUAUUUUGGCUUGCGAACCCCACGCAUGAAUAAAACCAAGGGUGGAGGGAGAAAGGGGUGAGGAGAACAUGUGUGUGUGUGUGUGGGAGAAACGAAUGGACUUCGGCGGACCUAUGUUUUGAUGGGCACGAUGAGUGCGCGCCCGCUCCGGGGGAUUCAAAGUGGCAAAACUCUUUAGUUCCGCGUUGACAACGAGCCGGGCAAGUUCUGCGCGCUGUUCAGUUGGCUCUCGAGUGCGCUUGCGGACAAUACAAGUGACGUUAAAGUUUAUUAACGACCACGGAAAUGGAUAUUUUAUUCGCUACAUGGUUUAUGUUUUUAAUUAUGAUAAAAGAAAUUGAAAGUCUGAAAUCACUCGUCAUCAAAGUGCCCGAAUAUGUAAAGGUAAACGAUUCGGUAACGCUGGCAUGCGAGUACGACUUGGAGGACGUGGCGCUUUACACCAUCAAGUGGUAUUGGAACGGAAUCGAAUUCUAUAGAUUCGUGCCGAAGGAGUCGCCACCAUCGAAGGCAUUCACGAUCGCGAACUUUAACGUCGACCUCGCCGAGAGCGGCGCGAACGAAGUCACUUUGCGCCAGGUUCAAAAAGACUUAUCUGGUUUAUUCAAAUGCGAAGUGUCCGCCGACGCGCCGCUUUUUCACACCGAGCUUAAAGGCGCCGUUAUGAAUGUUAUCGAUGUGCCAAGCGGGGCGCCUCAAAUGGAAGUCAAUGCGAAACGGAUCGAGAUUGGGAAGAAAAUCACUGCUAGUUGUAGUGUCGACAAUACUAAACCAAUGACGAAUAUCACGUGGCAAAUUAAUUCUGAAUUGAUGGAUUCUUCAGAACCCUAUGUACGAAUACGUCCUACACGGUUAGUUGGGAAUAUGAUUGAAUCCCGAAUUGAAUUGGUCGCGUUAAAGCCCUAUUUUACUGCGGGUCCCAUGGUGCUCAGAUGUGACGCAACCCUGUUUAAUAUCUGGAGCAGUUUUACGGAGAGUUAUAUCCACGAAGAAGUCGCGUUUUUAGGACCUGUCUUAUUGUCUACCUCAUCGCAAACCCACGAACAGGACACGUUUGAUUUCUUUGGAUCUAACUCGACUUUACGACGCAACCCAACAUACUUCGUCUACGUGAUGACUAUUAUAUGCUGUUUGUCUUAUAUUUUUAUAAGAUAAUCGACUGUGUGGUAGUUAGCGUGUAGUUAUUGGAGUAGUUAGUGCCUCGAAUACUAAAUACCGAAUGCUAAUUGUAAAUGACGGCAAUAAUGAUUGAAAGACCCUCCAAAUUCAGGCGAUAUUUAUCGUUGAUAGAGAUACUACUACGUGUAUUGGACAACUGUAAUUAAGCGCUAUUUAUAAAUAUUUAUUAUUAUUAAGUUUUUGUUUUCGGACGGUUUGUGAAUAUGAUAUGAUAUGAAGUUUGAAAAUAAUUGAUGAAAGACUUAAUGACAUAAACUAUAUAAGUACUAAUAAUAAUAAUUAUUAUUAUUAUAAUAUGAAUAUAUACGUAUGUAUAUGCGAGUAACAAUAAAAUACGAUAUAAAAGUUGUGCUGCCAUAAAGUGAAGUAAAGAUAAAGUAAAAAUUG
Molecule: messenger RNA, 1830 nt
Organism: Dalotia coriaria
Lineage: Eukaryota; Metazoa; Arthropoda; Insecta; Coleoptera; Staphylinidae
Exons: 6
Coding region: 550-1419 (289 amino acids)
Source: RefSeq, a predicted model, not a curated record